Molecule: messenger RNA, 636 nt
Organism: Torulaspora globosa
Lineage: Eukaryota; Fungi; Ascomycota; Saccharomycetes; Saccharomycetales; Saccharomycetaceae
Gene: RAD59
Product: Rad59p
Exons: 1
Coding region: 1-636 (211 amino acids)
Biological process (GO): double-strand break repair via single-strand annealing; mitotic recombination; double-strand break repair via homologous recombination
Cellular component (GO): nucleus
Source: RefSeq, a predicted model, not a curated record
AUGAGUUCGUAUCAUUCAAAGCCUAUCGGCUACAGUAGCACGGUCUUCAGCGCCGGCCCCAAUAUCGAUUUGAAGGAGCUUGAGAUCCAGGAGGACUGGUGCGGCAGACCUGCUAGUUCUUGGGCUGUUCGGAGGAUUGGGUUGUUGCAGGCCAAAGUUGAACAGUUCAGUUACAAGAUUUACCAUAGUUCGAGAUAUGGGAAGCACCACUUGUCGAGGCUGAUACCGGGGUACGUGCUCCGACAGAUGGCGAACGAAGCGUUUGGAUUUGAUGGGUGGAAGAUGCAGGUUUUACAUGUGGAGGCCCAUGAGAAGCAGAGUUCGUCUGCUGGGGCGUCAGUUGGUGAUGAGGGAUUCAAGUGCAGCGUUUUGGCAGAGGCCGAGGUGGAAAUCUCGUUGGAAGAUGGCACCAACACUCGAGCUGGUGGAUUUGGGUGUGCGACUCUAUCGAGCAAGGGAGAAAGCUACGCCAAGGCUAAGAAAGAAGCUGUGAAUGAUGCGUUCAAGAAAGCGCUACUAAGCUUCGAAAAGAUUAUCUUGGAACAUGGGAUUAAGGUUGAAAAUAAUUACUAUGUGGGAGGCGUCUACGCCUCAGAUAUGGAAAAACACGUACAAGUAGAUAACGUCCAUCAAUGA